This is a messenger RNA of Biomphalaria glabrata, 2739 nucleotides long. RefSeq lists its product as uncharacterized. NCBI's taxonomy places the organism in Eukaryota, Metazoa, Mollusca, Gastropoda, Planorbidae. The record is from RefSeq and is a predicted model, not a curated record. The coding region runs from base 185 to 1021 and encodes 278 amino acids. The transcript is spliced from 4 exons.
UACUUACGUUAUUGAAACAUCGGUAAACAUUAAUAAGCAGCAAUCAGAUAUUGCUAAUUAUGUACAGGGGCUAUUAAGCUAUAUAUUAUGUACAAUGAAUUGUAAUUUUUAUCAUCCAUACAUUUCUUUAAAAAAGAAACAUCUGUGUCGCUUUAACUAAUUUUCUUAACGUUCUUUAAAGAUCAUGUCAGAACCGGAAGAUGUCGCCCAGACUGAAGGAGAAGAAUUACUAAAGAAUUCUGAUGAUGUUCAGGAAGAUUCCAAGAGCGACGAGCUCGAACGUCAAGUUACCCCGUCGCCAACUGACAACGAUACCGCUGGGAAGAACGAAGACACACAACUGGUAUUGCUAGCAGACGACAACUCGAGGUCGGCCUUGACCACACCGGAAGUUCAAGAAAGCACGCACGGUGUUGACGAGGAUUCAUCCGGGGAAAAUUCUAAUGAACGUCUGGCUGAAGACGACUUAGAGACGGGAAGAGAAAAAGAAAAUGGCGCUGCGGGUUCCACGCCCUGGCCACGUGAUAAGCCUGAUGAUGGUGACGUACCACCACAAGAAGACAGAGAAGAUCUACCAGACGAAGACUUUCAAAAUAAAACUCCAACACCUCAGCCUAUAGACAAUGAGGCAAACGACCAGAUAACGUUUGCACCGGAAACAGAGAACAAAGCAGAACCGAAUGAAGUUCAGAUUUUUGAUGUUGCUCCAACGUUUGAAACCAACCGCGGAGCUCACUACGCUACUGGCACGUUCAGUCGGAAGCCUCUGCCUCUGACAAUCAACAAGGCAGCCAUAGAGAGCAGCGCCCGCAAUAAGUUACCACUUGCUGAGAUUAAAGGAAGAGUUGUGCAUCUUGCACGCCAUACAGAGGCCAGCUCACAAAAGACCAAGAAAUGGUACAAGGGCGACAACUAUGUAGACAAGGACUCUUACUCUUGGAGGAACAUGCAACUAUUCGACGACUUUCAACGCCACCUCUACACACCAGAGGGAGCAGUGCGAACGUCCUUCAAAAAAUAGAAAAACCUUCUAUGUAGACUUUAGUAGACUUAACACAAAGGCGGGUGGCUGGUUUUAAUUUAGAUUUCCAUGCUGUGAAAUCGUCACAUAUAGGCCUAUCUAGCGCAAUUUUGUAGAUCUAGGUAUUCUGUUUGAUUAUAACAAUGUCGUAGCUGAAGUGUUUAUGCGGAUUCUGUUUUGGGUUUGUAGACUUCAAUUUGAAUUUUUAACAUUUUCAUGAAAGUAGGCCUAUAGUCCAUUCAGGGCCGGCGUUAGGCAUAGGCAAACUAGGCAGCCACAUAGGACUUCCGAUUGGUGGGGGCUCACACAGGAUUCAUUUCAUUAGAGAAGAAAUAACGAAACUUGACUUCAAUGUUAUUGUCAGAGGUUUUUAAUAAUUUGCAUAAUUUUUUUUUCGCAGUAUAUUUUUUUUAAUCUUCUCUUUCAUUUGGGCCGCCAAUUAUCUUAGGCUGGCCCUGUUCCCCUACGGCUGUGCUGUUAAGGCUAAUGGAUUAAGGUCUAAAGAAGAAUAUUUUAGACUUUUCUUAUAUUAGAAUGUCUUGGACCUAGAGUGAAUAUUUUUAAAUUGUCUCUUUUUUGUUGGGAUUGUUAUAAACCAUUCAGUAUUAUUAGGUCCUAUGUAUAUUUGCUUAGUAAUCAUGCAUUACAUUUUUUUUUUCUUAUGGUAUGUUAAUAACGCGUUUUUUUUUCAUUGUUUCCACUGGUAAUAGGUGUAUAGUAAAACAAUAUGACGUAAUGGACCUCAUUCACCAAUAGUAAACAAACAUUUUGACACGUGGUUCUCUAUAUCUUCUAUACAAAUUACGCAAUCCAUAAAGGCUGUCAGGGGAUACGUAAUUUUCAUUGUUUUAUCAAUUAUUAUCACGUGGCUAAAUGUUGUUUGUUAACGAUUGGUAAAUGAGGUCCAUUGGUGCGAAAUUCUUUUACUGAAGAUAUUGAAAGUUUUCUCAUAUAUCUCGAUGCUAUUGUAAGACCAAGUUGAGGACUAUAUAUAUAUCUCGAUGCUAUUGUAAGACCAAGUUGAGGACUAUAUAUAUAUCUCGAUGCUAUUGUAAGACCAAGUUGAGGACUAUACGAUCUUAACAUUUAACUUCACGAAGGCUCAAAAUGGCAUGAAUGGUAGGGAAUGUCCACGGGAAUUUUACAAUUUAAUUCAAUGCAUUAACUCUUUAUCUCCGUAAUUAUUUGUCCACGUUCUGUCAGAAUUGUUCAUUUUUCACAUAUGCACAUUCUACCCUGUUAUAAUUAAACUUCAAUAACAUUUUUGUUUGUAAUCAGAAAAUGUUACUUUUAGUAUAGUAUUAUUGGAGAAUGCAUGCUCUUUGUAUAUAACACAAAUUGAAGUUUAUAAAACCAGAAAUUAAUUUAAUUUAUUAAAGUCAAAUCAACGAUAGUAUCGUUAAUUAGGAGAGAAAAGAGUAUAUAGGCCUAUAAUAAUAUAUAAUAUAGAUCGCAAGGUCUGAAAGGGGAACUUUGCUUAGUUAUAAGGAUGAAAUGCAUGGAUGGAUUUGUGUAUCAUUUUUAAAGUUUGGACGUUUCCUCCCAAUUUGGGGUUCGUUUUUUUAAAGUCUGGACGUUUCCUUCCAAUUUGGGGUUCGUUUUUUAAAUCAACGCAUUUAACGAAGUAUAUAUAACAUUAUUUUUUUCAAAUCUCAGUAGCAUUGUUAAAAAUGUCAAUGUCAAUGUUCUAAACAAAUAAAAAAUGUGUACCGUAGUGU